CGAGGCCCCGCAACUGGCACCCUUGUUUCUUGUCUCCAACCGACAAUCACUAUUUAUGUACACAGAUUCGCCAUGAGCUCCCCUCAUCCAAGCACCUUUAGGCCUGGGCGUCGUUAUAGCAGUUUUGUGCGCGCUCGUUUGCUCUCACCAAUUCCCAAUCCUGCCCUUGCAUGAAUUGAAUCGAUUGCCAACAUGUCGACACCCAUCCUGCAGACGCCACUUUCGAAGCUCCUAGGGAUCCAAUACCCUAUCAUCCUCGCCGGGAUGGCGCGAACCUCCGGCGGGCCUCUUGCAGCCGCUGUAUCCAACGCCGGCGGCCUCGGUGUCAUUGGCGGGCUAGGUUACACACCCCAGCAGCUGCAAGCUAUCAUCGACGAGCUGAAAUCCAACCUUUCCGACAAAUCGCUUCCCUUCGGCGUCGACCUCGCACUCCCACAAGUCGGCGGCUCGGCGCGCAAGACGAAUCACGACUACACACACGGUCAAUUGGAUGAGCUGAUUGAGGUCACGAUUAAGAAUGGGGCGAGGUUGUUUGUCAGUGCGGUGGGUGUGCCGCCCGCGAGGACCAUUAAGAGAUUACAUGAAGCCGGGAUAUUGGUUAUGAAUAUGGUAGGGGCGCCGAAGCAUGCGGUUAAGGCGUUAGACGCGGGUGUCGAUAUUUUGUGUGCACAGGGUGGUGAAGGUGGUGGACACACCGGAGAUAUUGCGAAUAGCAUUCUCAUCCCCGCGGUGGUGGAUGUAGCGAGGAAGUACAAGAGUCCGUUGACGGGGCAGCCAGCCAUGGUGGUCGCGGCGGGUGGUAUUUACAAUGGAAGAAGUCUGGCGAGUAGCUUGAUGCAGGGCGCGCAGGGGGUUUGGGUUGGGACGAGAUUUGUUGCGAGCGUUGAGGCUGGGUGCUCGCAAAUGCACAAGGAGAAUGUCGUCUCGGCGUCGUUCACGGAUACUCUUCGCACGCUGGUGGUUAGUGGACGGCCGCUGCGGGUGAAGAUGAACGACUACAUCAGGGACUGGGAAUCGCGGCCGGAUGACAUUAAGAAGCUAACGGAUAGCGGAAUUGUACCGCUGGCGAAGGACAUGGAUGAUGGGAAGGAUGUCGACAUUCCGUUCCUAAUGGGCCAGGUGUCGGGCGCCAUUCAGUCUAUCCAGCCGGCGAAGGAGAUUGUUGAGGAAAUGGUGCAAGAGGCCAUCGAGAUGCUGAAGCUGGGUCAGACGUACAUUGCUGGGCAGAGCAGCAAGCUGUAG
Lindgomyces ingoldianus is the source of this 1242-nucleotide messenger RNA. RefSeq names its product 2-nitropropane dioxygenase. The record is from RefSeq and is a predicted model, not a curated record. The transcript has a single exon. The coding region runs from base 193 to 1242 and encodes 349 amino acids. Gene Ontology annotation, molecular function: nitronate monooxygenase activity. Lineage: Eukaryota; Fungi; Ascomycota; Dothideomycetes; Pleosporales; Lindgomycetaceae.